Molecule: messenger RNA, 1976 nt
Organism: Oryctolagus cuniculus (rabbit)
Lineage: Eukaryota; Metazoa; Chordata; Mammalia; Lagomorpha; Leporidae
Gene: LGSN
Product: lengsin, lens protein with glutamine synthetase domain
Cellular component (GO): membrane; cytoplasm
Molecular function (GO): glutamine synthetase activity
Source: RefSeq, marked provisional
GUGGAUUCCAAAGCUGACUUAAAUAAAAAAGUGUUGAGAUGAAUGAUGAAGGGGAUCUUCUGCAGGAGGAUACAGCAAGAGAUGAAGUUAAUGAGACUGAAGCCAGUAGAAUGAGUAAAUUAAGAAAGACAAGAAAGAAAGUCACUAAGCCACAUGAUUAUUCAACUGAAGUGGGAGAAAUGGAUAUAUCCAAUUCAAAUGAGCGAAUCAGAAGCCAAAUGCUGUGUCACCAAUUGGGGGAUACGAGUAAACCAGUCGCAGGACCUAGUUCUUCUGAGACUCGUGUUUCGCAGGAUGAUAAGGACUCCCCGGAUCAGACAAUGGUGAUGAAACCAUUGCCUCCCCAAACAGCCAGUGUUCCUAGUGGUGAACAUAACACAAAUUCUGAUUGUACCAGGGAUAGCACUCAAAUUCUGACCCCACCUCAACUCUCUUCUAGAAUGAAGCACAUUAAACAAGAGAUGGCCAAAAAUCACCUCCAGUUUGUACAGUUUGAAGCAUCAGACCUUCAUGGUGUGUCCAGGUCAAAGAGUAUCCCUGCACACUUUUUUCAAGAAAAAGUGAUCCAUGGUGUUUUCAUGCCCAGAGGUUAUCUUGAAUUGAUACCGAAUCCUAAGGACAAUGAAGUGAAUCACAUAAGAGCCACGUGUUUUAACAAUGACAUAGUCCUGAUGCCAGAGUUAUCAACCUUUAGAGUUUUGCCAUGGGCUGAGAGAACUGCAAGAGUGAUAUGUGACACUUUCACUGUGACUGGUGAGCCUCUGUUGACAUCCCCAAGGUACAUUGCAAAGAGGCAACUGAAUCAGCUGCAGGACUGUGGCUUUUCCCUCCUCUCUGCCUUCAUCUACGAUUUUUGCAUUUUCGGAGUGCCUGAAAUUAUCAACUCAAAGACCAUAUCUUUUGCUGCUUCAACAUUAGUAAAUAAUCAUGACCAGCCAUUCAUGCAGGAACUUGUUGAUGGCUUAUAUCACACUGGAGCCAGUGUUGAGAGCUUUUCCUCCUCUACCAGGCCAGGUCAGAUGGAAAUUUGCUUUCUCCCUGAAUUUGGUAUAAGUUCAGCCGAUAAUGCAUUUACUCUCAGAACGGGCGUCAAAGAAGUGGCAAGGAAAUAUAAUUACAUUGCCAGCUUCUUCAUUGAGACUGGAUUCUGCAAUUCAGGAAUACUGUCUCAUAGUCUCUGGGAUGUUGAUGGGAAGAAAAACAUGUUCUGCAACAGUUCUGGGGUUGAACAGCUCACAAUCAUUGGGAAAAAAUGGUUGGCAGGACUCCUGAAGCACUCUGCUGCUCUCAGCUGCCUGAUGGCACCUGCUGUUAGCUGCCGAAAGCGUUAUUCCAAAGAGACCAAGGACCUGAAGGAGAGCGUGCCUACGACAUGGGGAUACAAUGAUAACAGCUGUGCUUUUAAUAUCAAGUGCCACGGUGACAAAGGUGCCCGGAUAGAAAAUAAACUAGGUUCUGCAACAGCAAACCCAUACCUGGUACUGGCUGCCACUGUUGCUGCUGGCUUAGAUGGACUUCAAAGCAACCUUGAUGACUUGGCUGGUCCAGAUGACAGCACAGACCUUUUCCAGUCAGAACCAUCUGAGAUUCCUCUGAAACUGGAAGAUGCCCUUGUGGCACUGGAGGAAGAUGAAUGUCUGAGAGAGGCUCUGGGAGAAACUUUUAUUCGAUAUUUUGUGGCCAUGAAGAAAUAUGAGUUGGAAAAUGAAGAAACAGAUGCUGAGAGAAAUAAAUUCUUGGAGUAUUUUAUUUAGAAUAGAACUGUUAGCUAUUUCUUUAGGGAUGUGGUUAUUUAUUAACAUAUCUACCAGAAAGAUGAAGAUUGAACUCUUGUAAUUAAUAACAGCAAGACCAUAAAAGCUAUUGUUCUUUUUUGUCUCCAUGUAACAUAUGACAGAUAAAGUGGGCCUGCUGAAAGAAUUCUGAUUACUGAAACAAACAAUAAAGUUGUGGUGAAGCUGUGAUAUGCAAUCUUA